Pygoscelis adeliae (Adelie penguin) is the source of this 4753-nucleotide messenger RNA. RefSeq names its product DOT1-like histone H3K79 methyltransferase (gene DOT1L). The record is from RefSeq and is a predicted model, not a curated record. Gene Ontology annotation, biological process: DNA repair; regulation of transcription regulatory region DNA binding; DNA damage checkpoint signaling. The transcript is spliced from 28 exons. The coding region runs from base 1 to 4569 and encodes 1522 amino acids. Gene Ontology annotation, cellular component: nucleus. Gene Ontology annotation, molecular function: histone H3K79 methyltransferase activity. Lineage: Eukaryota; Metazoa; Chordata; Aves; Sphenisciformes; Spheniscidae.
AUGACCAAGGACAAACACCAUGAUGCUGCUCACGAAAUUAUUGAGACAAUUCGGUGGGUCUGUGAAGAAAUCCCAGAUCUCAAGCUUGCUAUGGAAAACUACGUUUUAAUUGACUAUGAUACAAAAAGCUUUGAAAGCAUGCAGAGGCUUUGUGACAAGUACAACCGAGCCAUUGAUAGCAUUCAUCAGUUGUGGAAGGGAACCACCCAACCGAUGAAACUGAACACUCGUCCCUCCAACGGGCUCCUCCGGCACAUCCUGCAGCAAGUGUAUAACCACUCGGUGACUGAUCCAGAGAAACUUAACAACUAUGAGCCCUUUUCCCCAGAGGUUUAUGGAGAAACUUCCUUUGACUUAGUGGCCCAAAUGAUAGAUGAAAUUAAAAUGACAGAGGAUGAUUUGUUUGUUGACUUGGGCAGUGGUGUGGGUCAGGUGGUGCUUCAAGUGGCUGCAGCCACAAACUGCAAACAUCACUAUGGUGUGGAGAAAGCUGAUAUUCCAGCCAAAUAUGCUGAGACGAUGGACAGAGAGUUCAGAAAGUGGAUGAAAUGGUAUGGGAAAAAACAUGCAGAAUACACACUGGAAAGAGGUGACUUCCUCUCAGAAGAAUGGAGAGAGAGAAUUGCAAACACAAGUGUUAUUUUUGUGAAUAAUUUUGCCUUUGGUCCUGAGGUGGAUCACCAACUGAAGGAGCGAUUUGCGAACAUGAAGGAAGGUGGGAGAAUUGUGUCCUCAAAACCUUUUGCACCUCUAAAUUUUAGAAUUAACAGUCGAAACUUGAGUGAUAUUGGCACUAUAAUGAGAGUUGUGGAGCUAUCACCACUGAAAGGGUCUGUGUCAUGGACCGGGAAACCAGUUUCUUACUACCUGCAUACUAUUGACCGAACCAUACUUGAAAACUAUUUUUCUAGUCUCAAAAAUCCAAAACUCAGGGAGGAACAAGAGGCAGCUAGACGUCGUCAACAAAGAGAAAAUAAGAGCAACACAACUACUCCAACGAAGGUUCAAGAAAACAAGGAUUCUGGUGCUGAAGAAGAAAAGGCUGGGGCAAAUUCUGUUAAAAAGCCAUCUCCCUCCAAAGCACGGAAGAAAAAGCUAAGUAAAAAAGGAAGGAAAAUGGCAGGCAGGAAACGAGGACGUCCCAAGAAAAUGAAUGCUGCAAAUACAGAGCGCAAGACCAAGAAGAACCAAACUGCACUAGAACUUCUGCAUGCUCAAACUGUUUCACAGACAUCUUCAUCCUCUCCUCAGGAUGCAUACAAGUCACCUCAUAGUCCAUAUUACCAACUACCUCCUAAAGUGCAACGGCAUUCAUCUAACCAGCUACUGGUGACACCUACCCCACCUGCACUACAGAAGCUGCUAGACUCUUUUAAGAUCCAGUACAUGCAGUUCAUGGCAUACAUGAAAACUCCUCAGUAUAAAGCAAGUCUGCAACAGUUACUGGAGCAGGAAAAGGAAAAGAAUGCUCAGCUACUGGGGACAGCACAGCAGUUAUUCACCCACUGCCAGGCACAGAAAGAGGAAAUCAAACGUCUUUUUCAGCAGAAACUUGAUGAGUUGGGAGUUAAAGCUCUGACAUACAAUGACCUGAUUCAGGCUCAGAAGGAAAUCUCUGCUCACAAUCAGCAACUGAAAGAACAGACGAAACAGCUGGAGAAGGAUAACAGUGAACUCAGGAACCAGAGCUUACAGCUGCUUAAGGCACGGUGUGAAGAACUGAAGUUGGAUUGGUCAACAUUGUCACUGGAGAACUUGUUGAAAGAGAAGCAGGCGUUGAAGAAUCAGAUUUCUGAGAAACAAAAGCACUGUUUGGAAUUGCAGAUCAGCAUUGUGGAACUUGAGAAAAGUCAAAGACAGCAGGAGCUCAUGCAGCUGAAGUCGUACACGCCGUCUGAUGAGUCACUGUCAGUACAGCUACGCAAUAAAAACCAUUUGAGCCGUGAUCCUGAGGCUGAUCACGGCAGGUUCCAACUGGAACUUGAAUGCUCUAAGUUUCCUAUGCCCCACAUCAAUGGCAUGAGCCCUGAACUGUCCAUGAAUGGCCAUGCUACUCCCUAUGAAAUUCAUAACACCUUUAGCAGGCCCUCUUCGAAGCAGAACACCCCUCAGUACACGACCUCUCACCUGGACCAAGAAAUAGUUCCGUGUACCCCAAACCACAGCAGCAGACAGAAGGCAGACAAGAUGACAAGCUUGUCCUUACCUGAUUAUACCAGGUUUUCCCCAGCUAAAAUAGCACUAAGGAGACACUUGAAUCAAGACCAUGCAGUAAACGGAAAAGCAACAACUAAUGAGAUACAGAGAGCUGACCAUGUCAAAGAGAAUGGCCUUACAUAUCCAAGCCCUGGUAUUUCAAAUGGCAUAAAGCUGAGUCCUCAGGAAACUCGGCCCUCUUCCCCGGCGGCCUUACCAAUUGCAGGCGAGAAGGUUUUGAGAGAGAGAACCUCUGUGAGUAAUGGAGAAACUAUCACCAGCCUACCUAUCAGUAUUCCUCUCAGCACAGUGCAGCCCAAUAAACUCCCUGUUAGUAUCCCUCUGGCCAGCGUAGUCCUACCUAGCCGUGUUGAGAAGGUGAGAAGCACACCUAGCCCAGUUCAUCAGAGUAGAGACUCAUCGACACUUGAAAAGCAGAUUGGUGCUAGUUCUCAUAAUGGCGUAAGCAAUGCUGCUGGAAACAAGCCACUGGCUUUGGCUACCUCAGGUUUUUCUUACUCUUCUGGCUCCGUGGCAGUCAAUGGAAAUCUUACAAACAGCCCAGCCCAUCUUAACCAUAGUGUUGAUCAGGCAGCUCUGGACGACUCUGGGAGUCUAUUUAACUCAGUAGGGUCUCGGAGUUCCACUCCACAACAUCCUUUGCUAAUGAUGCAGUCAAGGAACUCUGGGCAAAACUCCCCUGCUCACCAGCACUCAACAAGCCCCAGGUUAAAUGGCACCUCCCAGAGCCUGGUAGGGGUAUUGCAAUAUGCAGAUGCUCAGAAGAUGUUUGCCGAAGGAACAAAGGGGGAUCUUCAGUCUGAUGCAGCGUUUUCAGAUCCUGAGAACGAGGCCAAGAGAAGAAUCAUCUUUACAAUCUCUCCUAAUACAGGACAUGUAAAACAAUCCCCUUCCAACAAGCACAGUCCUCUGCCCACGAGCACUCGGCUGGACUGUGGCCAAGCACACGCGCAGGAUGGGAAGAAGCGAGGCCGGCGGAAGAGAUCCUCUACUGGGAAUCUCAGCGGGAACUCCGGGGUCUCCCCUAAACGCAAAUCCUUACCUACUGUGUCUGGACUCUUUACGCAACCAUCAGGUUCACCGCUUAAUAUCAACUCCAUGGUCAAUAACAUUAACCAGCCUUUAGAAAUAACAGCCAUUUCCUCUCCUGAAAACUCCCUGAAGAACUCUCCUGUUCCUUACCAGGACAAUGACCAGCCCCCGGUACUGAAAAAGGAAAAGCCCAUCAUUCAGACCAACGGCGUUCAUUACUCUCCUUUAACAUCAGAUGAAGAGCAGGGAUCUGAAGAUGAGCACAAUAGCAGCAGAAUUGAAAGGAAAAUUGCAACAAUAUCAUUGGAAAGCAAAUCUCCACAGAAGACUGUUGAAAAUGGUGGCAGCUUAUCUGGGAGGAAACAAGCACAAAGCAACGAGAACAUGAAUAGCAGUAAAUGGAAAUCUACUUUUUCACCAAUAUCGGACAUCAACCUGACCAAAACUACAGAUAGUCCCUUGCAGUCGGUUUCAUCUCUGAGCCAGAAUUCGCUGUUUGCCUUCAGGCCGUCCUCCGAGGAUAGCCUUGCCAUCGACGCCAAGAUCACAGCACACACAAGGAAAAGCAUUGCCAUGCCCUCGUCUGGGGCAGAUGGGCUCAGCCCUAGUACAAACUCCACUAACGGAUUCACGUACAAUGGUGGACUGUCAACUGACAUUGGUUUACACAGCUUUAUCGAUGGUGCUUCUCUUCCGCAUAAGGCUUCAGACGUGACGACUUCCAACUGCUCCCUGGGUUUCCAGUCACAGCGAAGCAAAGAUGUGGGAGUAUCGGAAACGAAUCCUUUUUUGAACAAGAGGCAACUCGAAGGCCUCAGCGGCACGAAAGGAGAAGAUUUAAAUCGGUCAGGGGUCAAAGGCAAAGAGAUCAGCGAAAUAAGCAUUCGUACUGGGGGUUCUUCAGAAAAAAACUCUUUGCAGCAUAACGGAAAGGUCGGCAAAGGAAGGGACCGAGAUGUGGAGUUUAAAAAUGGCCACAACCUUUUCAUUUCUGCUGCUGUUUCAUCUGGUGGCCUUCUGAAUGGUAAAAGCCUUUCUACUGCUGUUUCUUCAGCAGGCAACCCAGCAUCUUCUGUUCAGACGCACCAUCCUUUCCUAAACACUUUGACCACUGGAUCGCAGUUCCCCCUCGGCCCCAUGGCCUUGCAAGCAAACCUCAACUCGAUGACAAAUUCCUCAGUAUUGCAGUCCUUAUUUAAUUCAAUGCCAGCUGCUGCCAGUCUGGUCCACGUGUCAUCAGCUGCAACCAGACUGACUAAUUCUCACACUAUGGGGAACUUCUCUCCUGGGGUUACAGGUGGAGCAGUUGGAGGUAACUAGGAUUUCUACCUCAACCCAAUGUGACCUAUGCAAGGACAACGUGGACCAACUUCACUCGGCUUCCACUGAAAGGUGCUCACCUGGCCUGUGCAGGGGUUUCUACUCUCUUACUACUGGACAAAAUAAAAACAUAAAAAAGACCUAAACAACAGAGAAAAUAUUUACUGUGAAUCUGAGUAAAAAA